Messenger RNA from Aspergillus melleus, 1140 nucleotides. RefSeq names its product fungal specific transcription factor domain-containing protein. Lineage: Eukaryota; Fungi; Ascomycota; Eurotiomycetes; Eurotiales; Aspergillaceae. Bases 1 to 1140 code for a protein of 379 amino acids. Gene Ontology annotation, molecular function: zinc ion binding; DNA binding. The record is from RefSeq and is a predicted model, not a curated record. The transcript is spliced from 5 exons. Gene Ontology annotation, biological process: DNA-templated transcription.
AUGGAAGGAUGCCAGGCUUUAGCACUUCUGACUGCAUUCUGUAUGAAAUCGGGACGGAGUGCACUAGCCUGGUCAUUGAUCGCAGCUGCUUCCAGGAUGUGCAUCGAUCUCGGCUGGCAUCGCCUGCCUACGCAUCCCAAGGGACCGGAACUGUCAAAGAAACGGAGAAUUUUCUGGUGGGUAUAUGUCAUCGACAAGGGCAUGGCCUUCACGCUUGGCAGAACUCCUUCAAUUCAUCAGUACGAUGUCGCGACGGAGCGGACGUCGUUUCCGUUGGACAUACCAGGGCCGCCGGGAUACCUGUACGGUGGCUUUGUUGAAUUCGCUGUCAUUGUGGGCGACAUGCACAUACAGCUUUUCUCCGCAUCUGCUCAACGAACGUCACCACAAGUCCGCGUUGAGAAUGCCAAAGCCUUCGCUUCCAGGCUCUUCCAAGUGAACAAUAGCUUGAAGCAGACUCUCCGAGACGAACCCCCUACAGACGCCAGGUUUCAGGAUGCAAGCGUGCUCUUCGACAUCAUCAUGCACUGCCUCGUGACAAUCGUAUAUCGUAUCGUCCCCUGUGCUGAGCCCAAACCUCACCCACUGAAAUGCCACACCGGCUGUAUCGAAGCGGCACGACAAGCCCUCUCCACGAUUGUGCAGGCAAGCCAGACGCUAGGCCAGCGCAAUCCACUGGGCUGGAGCAUGUUUCUGAACUUGCUGUUUUCCCUCGUCCCAUUCGCAUGCUUUAUAGUGUUAGCAGGAAACACCAUCGCCUGCUCAUCCACCGAGGACCUAGCACUCCUAUCUGCCGCCGUACGGGCCAUUAAACCGAUGGCUGCCAGCUCUCCCACAGGAAGAAAGCUUUAUGACGUCUGCAGGUCUUUCUAUCAGGUGGCUAGCUUCUCAGUCACCCGACAUGCAGCUAUGUCCGCCGCCCCGGCAUCCGCCCCUGUGGCUGUGACUCAAGUAUAUGAACAUCUGCCCGUAGGGAACUUCUCGGAGACGCUUGAUAACUCGGCAGCGCCGCUGUAUGAACACAUAAUGGCUCCGCAGGACUGGGAUACCGUUAUGGGCGAGUUUGAUCUGGGGAUUGGCGCGGGGGCGAUGGCUUCUUUUGUGGAGCCGUAUAUUCCGUUUGAUGGGCGGGUGCCUUAG